Messenger RNA from Rhodofomes roseus, 2044 nucleotides. Its product is annotated as MFS general substrate transporter. Bases 84 to 1919 code for a protein of 611 amino acids. The record is from RefSeq and is a predicted model, not a curated record. The transcript has 6 exons. Gene Ontology annotation, molecular function: fluconazole transmembrane transporter activity. Lineage: Eukaryota; Fungi; Basidiomycota; Agaricomycetes; Polyporales; Fomitopsidaceae. Gene Ontology annotation, biological process: xenobiotic detoxification by transmembrane export across the plasma membrane.
UCCAACCCCACAGCCUACCCCACAGCCUACGCCCCCGCUCUUAAGGACGACGCGCGACGACUGGACGACGAUAACAGGGUACAAUGCACGUCCCCGACCUCGUACGCGAGUCCACCCUCGGCCAAAUCGUCUACUAUGUCUCUGGCCGACGCCUCUUCCGGUACGCCGAGGAGAAGGAUGACUACCAGAUACCAGAGAGGUACGCCCGAGCGUCCGCAACAGCCCCGCUGAAUGAGAAGUCGGCCGCGCGCCCGUCGUCGUCAUCUACACGGCCACCAUCCGACUCCGGAACGGCGGUGAGUGAUCAGGCCGGCGGGAUGCUGCGAAGGAGGAACUCUGGCCAGUCGAGGACGUCGGACCAGUCCCAGCCGAGCGACCGCAGCACACUGGUGAAUCAGGACGCGGCGGGGCAAAGCGGUCUUCGUCCCAAGAAGCAAGGCGACCCUGAAGAGGGCAUGCUGCCGCCCGAGGUGCAGCAGAAUCAGGCCGCCGAAGUCAGGGAGGAAAAGGUGAACGCCAACCUCGUCGACUGGUAUGGGCCGAAUGACCCGGAAUGCCCUAUGAACUGGAGUUUCGCCAAACGCUGCUUCGUCACGUUCGACAUCUGCCUCAUCACCUUCGCUAUCUACAUCGGCUCCGCAAUUUACUCUCCCGCGACAGACCUCAUUGCGCAGCAGUUCGGCAUCUCCGACGUCGCCGCGACGCUCGGGCUCACGCUGUUCGUCCUCGGGUAUGGCGUCGGGCCCAUGUUCCUCUCGCCGCUCUCCGAGAUCCCGCAGCUGGGGCGAACCUUUGUGUACAUCGCUACGCUCACGAUCUUCGUCGCCAUCCAAGUCCCGACGGCAUUGUGCGAGAAUCUCGGGGCGCUGCUCCCGCUGCGGUUCCUCGCGGGCUUCGUGGGCAGCCCGCCGCUCGCGACAGGAGGUGCAAGCCUUGCCGACAUGUGGGGCCCGGAGGACCGUGCGGUGGUCAUCGGCCUGUGGGGUCUGGCGGCGAUUUGUGGUCCGGUGCUGGGUCCUUUGAUCGGUGGCUUCGCUGCGCAAGCGAACGGAUGGCGCUGGACGAUCUGGCCUUUGCUCUGGCUGAGUGGUGCGGCCCUGGCGUUUUUAUUCGUGCUCCUCCCGGAGACCAGCUCCUCAGCUAUCUUGUACCGCCGCGCUGUCCGUCUCCGCCGGUUGACCGGUAACCAGAAUCUGAAGUCGGAAGGCGAGAUCGAGAGCGAGGAGAUGACCCUCGGUGAAGUGGCGAAGAUGACGCUCGUCCGGCCCUUCGUGCUCGCUUUCCGCGAGCCAAUCGUGGCGAGCUGGAACCUGUACAUCAUGCUCGUGUACGGGAUCCUGUACAUCUUCAUCCAGUCCUUCGAGGUCGUCUUCGUCGAGAGGCACGGGUUCAACCUUGGGCAGAACGGGCUCGCCUUCAUGGGACUGUUCGUCGGCGCUCUCGUCGUGUAUAUGCUCUACGUGCCGUACUUCAUCGUGUGUGUCAAGCCCAAGUUCGCGGAAGGCAAGAAUUUCACGCCGGAAGACAGGCUGCCGCCUGCGAUGGUGGGAGCGUUCUGCCUGCCGAUCAGCCUGUUUUGGUUUGGUUGGACGGCCUCGUCGAGUAUCCCGUGGAUCGUUCCUAUCAUCGGCAGCUCUUUCUUCUCCAUCGGUACGUUCCUGCUUUUCAAUGCGGGGUUGAACUACCUGCAAGAUUGCUACCCGAAGUACGCUGCGUCGGUCCUUGCCGGUAACGACUUGUUCCGGGCGUCCGUCGGCGCUGGGUUUCCGCUGUUCUCAACAGCUUUCUUCCACAAUGAGGGUGUCGGCCAGGCGUGUUCCAUCCUGGGCGGCAUCAGCAUCGCGAUGAUUCCGAUUCCGUUCGUUCUGUAUCGAUACGGCCACAAGAUUCGGGCGAGGAGCCGGUAUGCUCAGGCCUGAGGAAUGUUUCGGGGGCCAGUGUAUAGAUUGCGCAUUGGGUGUUCUGUAUCAUAGGCUGUACGUUAGACGGGUACGAUACCUUACGAUGAUAGGUAGAGAUACAAUAUUCAUCGGAGUUUUCUGAA